AGAGUUGUUUUUAUGGGGGAUGACACAUGGGUGAGUCUUUUCCCCAAGAAGUUCCACAGAUCGCUGCCCUUCCCCUCCUUCAACGUGAAGGACUUGCACACCGUUGACAACGGCAUUCUCCAAAACAUUUAUCCUACCAUGGAGGGGGAUGACUGGGAUGUGUUGAUUGCUCACUUCCUGGGUGUGGAUCACUGUGGGCACAGAUUUGGCCCGGAUCAUCCUGCGAUGGCUGAGAAACUCUCUCAGAUGGAUGGAGUUAUCAGGUCAGUGAUAAAGCGUCUGAAAAACGACACCUUGCUGGUGGUGAUGGGUGAUCAUGGAAUGACAGACACUGGGGAUCAUGGUGGAGAGAGCCAGAAAGAGACAGAUGCUGCCCUGUUUCUCUACAGUUCCUCUCCCUUAUUUCCAGCACCAGGCUCCCAGGUGGAACCUGAGGUAGUACCUCAGACUGAUCUGGUGCCCACGCUGGCACUUUUGCUGGGAGUUCCCAUUCCUUAUAGUAGUGUGGGCCAGGUUCUUCUGCCACUUUUUCCUCAGAAUGGCUCCCGGGGUGUACCUACAGGACUCAGCCAAGCUGAGGCACUGUGGAUUAACGUCAAACAGGUAAGCCGCUUCUUGGAGACCUACUCUAACAUGGCCAAAGACAUCCCACCAGACAGUCUGUCUCAGCUGCGGGCUGACUUCUCAAACAUUUCCUCCCAGUACUUGGCCGCUGUCCACAAGGGCCAUCUUCCCUCUCCUGAGCUAGUCGUCUCCAUGCAGAACUAUUUGACAGCUGUCAGGGAGACUUGUAGAGCCUCCUGGGCCCGUUUCAACCCUUUCAAAAUGGCUGCUGGGCUGUUAAUCUUAGGAGUUGCCUGUAUGCUCUGCUAUGUCCUUUCUGAGUUGUCUCAUGUAGUGAUUCAGCAAGGCCUGCUGAAGUUGCCCAUACUCUCAGGGUUGGUGGUGGGUCUAGUAGUAGCUGCAGGUCAGCUGUUCUUGCAAGGAUAUUUGGAGCUCUCGUGGUGUGUGGGAGCUGCAGCACUUUCUUCUGAGGUUUUGUUUCUAUUGAGGACUCGAGGAGUUUCUCCAAAAGAGAGGUGGUCACCCUCUGGCCUCCUCACGCUGGCCCUUCUGGUGCUUUUCCUGCGCUGUGCCUCCCUACUCUCGGACAGCUAUGUCAUCUAUGAGGGCAACGUGGUUACCUUCUUGCUCUUCACGUUGAGCGUAUAUGUUCCUCUCCGUCUAAACUGGGAUGGACUCCUGGUGCCACUUCCCCCACCAGACACCCAGAAACCACCUCGGCUGCUCCCAACUGUUUUGCCAUCCUCAGUGGUUAGACGUCAGGCCACUAUCCUGUUGGUUUGGUUGGGAGUGCUGGUGGGAUCGCUUUACCUAUCCCUCUCCUUCCACAACUGCCGAGAGGAGCAGGGCACCUGCCAGUCCUCACCUUUCCUCUCCCCGCUUUCACGAGUAAAGAACAACCAACUGCGCAACCUCCACUAUGUCAUUUCCGUUGGCUCACUGGCCUUGUCGGGGUACCUUCUAUACCGAUGGCUCAGACAUUACGGGAACCUCAACUGUAUCAGUGUGACUGUGUUUUCGGCCUGCUUCCUCAUACCCCUGGCCUGUGUUUGCAUGGGAUUGCACUGGGCGGUCAGCGCCACCCCAGAGGACACCUUCAGGAAUUUGUCCGAACUCAUCGGCCUAGCUCAAGUGUUCCUGCCUAGGGCCACUUUCUGCUUACUAGGUUUUGGACUACUCCUGUUGUGGGUGGACCCCAUGACAGUGUUCCUCAAGUUAAGGACUCCAUUGAACUCUCGAGGAACGUCCCUGCCACCCCCCAAGUACCGAGCCAGUACGGGAAUCAGUCCACAGGCUGAACUGCACCACCUCAUACCACAGUUGUAUCAGCGCAUCCGACACUCGCUGGAAGACGGGGCCACGGAAAGUGGCGAAACUGACAGCAGGCCAGCUGUGGAGGCUUACGGGCUGGGUACAGUGUACUCUGCCCCAUUGGUCCUGCUUUGUGGACUCCUGGGGUUGGUGCUUCUGCUGCUCCAUCCGGAGGGAAUGGCUCUUGCCUUCCUGCUUCUUCUGCUGGAGGCCGGAGCCAUGCUGCACAUCCACGCCUGUAGCGCCAACCUCUCUAGCCUGCACAAGCACUCCAAUGGUUUCAGUGUGCCAUGGGCUCCAGUGGUUUCGUGGUCUCUGGCAGCCGCCCAGUUUUUCCAUGCAACAGGACACCUGCCUACCUUCCCCUCCAUUCAGUGGGGUGCUGCAUUUGUGGGCUUUCCUCAAGGUCACACAGGCACUGCACUUCCUGCGUCAUUGGUGACCCUCAACACCUUCUCCUCUCACAUUAUCUUUGCAGUUGGUUGUCCUCUGCUGCUGUUUUGGCCUCUGGUGUGCGAGGUGCGUGGGACCCGACCUACAUGCUCAGCAGGAGUGGAGGAGAGCGAGGACGCUGUCAUGGAGAUGAGACUGAGAGAAAACCCUCAGAAGUUCAGCUCGGGUCUCCUGGAGCUCGCUGCACGCUACCUCUUUGUGAAUGGAGCGCAGGUUUUUGCUUCGGUUUGUGCUGCAGCCAUCCUCAGGAGACACCUCAUGGUGUGGAAAGUGUUUGCACCCAAACUGAUGUUUGAGGCAUCAGGCUUCAUCGUGGGCAGUGUGUUUGUGAUACUGGGGGUCGCCAUGGUUAUGAGGGUGGAUAUAUCAGUGGGUGGGUUAUUUAAGAAACUCCUCCCUCAGAACUCCAGGUAGCACUGGCUACCCUGACCACACCCCCUUUUCCUCCUACAAACCCAAUCCAGAACUCUUCAGAGAUGUGCUGGUCAUCCUCCUCAACUCCACUGCCAACCAUACGAAUGGAAACCAGAUUUGUUUUGCAUCUGACUUUGUCUGUUUUGGACCAAAGAGAUCUACAGCAUCUCCUCAUUUUCAAAUACGUGAGAGAAGUCGAUAAACCGAAGUUGAUAUUUUAUAAAAGCUAUUUUAGAAGACUGCAACAGUCAUUAUGCUUUCGACAAGCUAUUGAACUGUCGGCCUUUGUUGCUCUGCUGCCUUUGUAUUGAAAAAGAGAGAGAGAAGAUGAUCUUUGUGCAUGCCUUUUUAUUGCCAUGUUCCACAAGGUCAUUAAAGAGACGAUUAGAAGUUAUUAUAUUGAAGGGCUACAUGAAAUCCACAGUGUUGCAAUGGUAUGAAAACGAAAACCCCUGCUGUUUGAACAUUUAAAGAGGCAGUUCAUAUUUAAUGUAAAUUGUCAUAAUUUCCACCCUCAUGUGGUUCCAAACCUCAAAGCAUUGAUCUAGAUGACCAAGCUGCUCCAUACAAUAAUAGUGGUUUGGGACCAGGCACAAUUGUGGUCACCAUUCACAUUCAUUGUAUGGAUAAGAGCAGCGUGGACAUCCUGCUGCUACAGGUGUGCUGUAGCAGAAUGUCCAAGCUGCUCUUUUCCAAACCUUUUCCAUUCCUUUGUGUUUUACUGAAGUAAGUCAUAUAGGUUUGGUGUGUAAAUGAUGACAGAGUUUUUUGGUUUUUGGUGAACUGUUCUUUUAAAAGCCACAAGUGCACGCUUGAGGGCCUCAUUAUUUUCAGCAGUGGACUGAAACUUUUUCUAUUUUUUUUUUAAGCUUGAACUUUGUUU
This is a messenger RNA of Sinocyclocheilus grahami, 3625 nucleotides long. Its product is annotated as GPI ethanolamine phosphate transferase 3-like. Gene Ontology annotation, biological process: GPI anchor biosynthetic process. The transcript is spliced from 9 exons. Gene Ontology annotation, molecular function: mannose-ethanolamine phosphotransferase activity. Bases 13 to 2742 code for a protein of 909 amino acids. NCBI's taxonomy places the organism in Eukaryota, Metazoa, Chordata, Actinopteri, Cypriniformes, Cyprinidae. The record is from RefSeq and is a predicted model, not a curated record. Gene Ontology annotation, cellular component: endoplasmic reticulum membrane.